AAAGCAAAGCAAUGUUUCUUUUUCCAUAUUAUUCAAAAGAUAAAGUAAACAAGAAACUCAUAUAUUGCACAAUAGUCAUAACAUUUACAGUGCGGUACAAGACAUCAAGGAGGAGGAAGCCAUGUUUAACGACAUGUUGCUACGCCUCUUCCUGAAGGCAGUCUGUGCGGCUAUCAGCACUGAUGUUACCCAGUUUAAUCCUGGAGAAUCCCAGCUUUGGUCUAUGGCGAGAAGCAGCAGCAAUUCUAAAGUCGACGGCGAAACAGCAUUGUACAAUACAGAUGGUAUCAUAAGCCUGCAUGGCUAUGGAAAGCUGGAAGUACUGCUUUUGGAGACAUCAAAGUAUUUUGAUAGUAUCGAUAGUUUCCAAUACAGCUUCGACCAUCAUGAAGGAUUGUUCGGCUCUUUGUCGAUGUUGAAAGCCAUUGCAGACGCCUACUCCAUUGGCAACAUGCAAACUUUCGGCAAAGUGAAGGAUUUUUUUGUCCAUGCGGCAGAGAAAACUGUUCGCCUCUGGUCCAUCAGAUACGUACCAGAAGGAUCAGCUUAUGAGCUUUGA
Messenger RNA from Rhizopus microsporus ATCC 52813, 559 nucleotides. RefSeq lists its product as uncharacterized. NCBI's taxonomy places the organism in Eukaryota, Fungi, Mucoromycota, Mucoromycetes, Mucorales, Rhizopodaceae. Bases 122 to 559 code for a protein of 145 amino acids. The transcript has 2 exons. The record is from RefSeq and is a predicted model, not a curated record.